GUUUGCCCAAGCACUCUGUGGAAGACAAACACAGGGCCCAGGUGUUGGUUUGUUCGAUUAAGUCUGCAAACGAGGCUCUGAUUGGCUGUGAGCUGCAACCCCCGUACAGGUGCAGAUGGCAGCGCAUGCAGCUACAGUGCUGCUGUUACUGAGCCCGUUGAUUUCUCCCGGGCUCUCUGGACUUUCUGCACCCUCAUCGGACGCUGAGCUCGGCAGGAUGGAGCUCCGGCGGGUCCGCAUGCUCGCUGCUCAGCCCCGGUACGGCGAGUGCUGGGCACGAGCCCUGAAGGAGCUGGGAGUGCGGUGCAAGGACAUGACGUCAGAGAGCCAGAGACUCAUGGCACUGCGCUUCACACACUGUCACCUAAGCAGCUCAGGCAGAGAUUUCCCAGCAUGCCCUGAGGGCUCUGAUGUCAGUAGGUGUACAGGUGGAAUGGAUGCAGUGGCCUUCAACACCUUUACAGAGUUCUUCACCCAUACUAAUGCCAUCUGCCACUUCCUGCAGUCUGAAGCUUGGCAGAACCGCGCUGAAGACACCAUGUCCAAGUUAACUGAGACGUCAGCAGGAGUCGCUGAGGAGCUCCACUCAACCAGGCAGAUGGCUAAAGACCUUCUGGAAGCCCAAAGUGCUGCCUUACAGGCACAGGAGGAAAUCCUGUCCAACGGAGAGGAGCUCCGAGGCCUCCUGAGAGACUCCACACAAGGUCUGCAGUCUGUGUUCUUGGACCUCAGCAGAGUAUCCAAGGAGCAGCAGGGGGCGCUGUCUGAGCUCUUCCACAGAGUCUCCUUCUUGCAGAGUUUCCUGCUGAUGGAGGCUCACAGUCUGAGCUCCUGCUGCUACAAUGCUGCUGCUCUCUGCACCUCCUUCCUGAUCACCUCCACACCACGCUCCUCCAGAGCCAGGUUGAUCCUGCUAUGUUUGGUGUGCUUAAAUUUCUACUUGGAAAGGAAGAUAUACCAGUUUGUGGCCACUUCUGACCAUCCUGAGCACCUGCACAUGGAGCUGCUGUCCGUGUACGUGGGUGUGCUGCGGCGGAUCAUGGUGGGUGUUGGGGUUUGUGUUCUGCUGCUGGUGUGCGUACGGUACAGGGACCCCGUGCAGCAGAGCCUGCAGAUCCUGCAGCAGCUCAGAGAGAUGCACAGCAGGCUGCAGGACGCGUUGCACUGCGCAGAGAGGUUUAGAGAGCUGGAGGAGAGGCAUGUUGGACGUCACAAGAAGCAAUCAGAGAAUAGAAAUGAAAAGAAGCUUAGAAAGAAAAAGGAGGAGCAGAGCAGCUGGUCUCAGACUGAAGAUGACCCUGAUCUGUGUCUGCUUUCAUCUGAUGGGGGGUUACCUCAUUCCUCCUCCCCUCUGGUCUACAGCAUCUUGGUGGAGAACAAACAGCCUCGUUACAGCCUGAGGAGCAGGUGCUCAGAGACUCGCUAAACAGGAAAAAUGUUCAUUUUUUCUGCAUGAAAUGUGGUUUUUAGUUCAGAUUUGAAUGUUAAUAAAAAGUUUUUAAGUAACAGG
Molecule: messenger RNA, 1510 nt
Organism: Oryzias latipes (Japanese medaka)
Lineage: Eukaryota; Metazoa; Chordata; Actinopteri; Beloniformes; Adrianichthyidae
Source: RefSeq, a predicted model, not a curated record